Diaporthe amygdali is the source of this 1872-nucleotide messenger RNA. RefSeq lists its product as uncharacterized. The record is from RefSeq and is a predicted model, not a curated record. The transcript is spliced from 3 exons. The coding region runs from base 1 to 1872 and encodes 623 amino acids. Lineage: Eukaryota; Fungi; Ascomycota; Sordariomycetes; Diaporthales; Diaporthaceae. Gene Ontology annotation, molecular function: FAD binding; oxidoreductase activity.
AUGGCGUCUCAGCCAAUCACCAAAGAUGGACAGCCUGAAAAGACACGCUUCAAAAGCCGUGCUGGUGUCGUUAAAGCCCGCGCACGGUCGGCGAAAUCGGGGAGAAGGGAGCACAGACGACCUCGCCAACCUGAUCUUGUCGCCAUAUUCGAAGCUCAAGAUAUCCUGGUGUUUAUACCCGGCCAUGUGGAGUACGAACGUGCAGUCGCGUGCUCGAACCUGCUCUAUCGCUUCUCAAGGCCCACGUAUGUCAUUCGACCACAGACUGUUGCGCACGUCCAGACAAUCGUGACAGAGGCGAAGGAGCGCAAUAUUCCUAUUACGAUCAAGAAUGGCGGCCAUUCGUACUCUGGCUCUUCUUUCCCCAAUGAUGGCAUCAUGCUAGACCUCAAGGACAUGAGCAGUGUUCAUUUGGACAAGCAAAACCAAGUGUUGACCGUAGAAGGAGGCGCCUUGUGGGGAAAUGUGUAUAGAACCCUCGUUGAUAAUGAAGAUGGGCUCAUGAUCAACGGUGGCCGUUGCCCGAGUGUCGGCGUGAGUGGGUUCAUAUUGGGCGGGGGCAUCGGGCCUUUUAGCAGAAGCCUCGGCAUGGGAGUCGACUCUCUUAUUGAAGUAACGAUUGUUGCCGCUGAUGGAGAGACAUAUACUGUGACUGCCGAAGAUGCAGCAGACACAGCCAAUGGUAUGUUAUUCUGGGCACUAUGCGGCGCUGGAGGUGGCAAUUUCGGUGUGGUGGUUGAGAUGAAGUUAAGAGUCUAUCAAUUGGCUGAUCCGGAUCACACUGUCGUGGCUGGGAGACACACAUGGUUUCCAAAGAUUGAUCGAAGCCGGAGGGGGUUCCUCGGCUUUUCGAGGCAAGAUGACGAUGGGACCGGCUUGAUCGCCACCAUGAACCAUUUCUAUACGACGAAAUGGCCAGAACAGAUGACGAUUGAUAGCUCCUGGCUUUCCGACCUUGAACAACAGAACGGAGAUAUAGGGGUCCGUUUUCUUGCCUACUUUGAUGGCACAGACGACGAUUUCUCGAGGCUGAUUAAUAAGGGGAUCUUGAACAAAGAUCUGGGAAAGCAUCUAAAACGCCGAGCUCUGCCCGAGCCGACUACUCGUUUCUUGCACGAAACCCUCUUCGCUCAGUGGGACGAGGAAACCAAAAGGUCAACUCCGGCUAAUAGCACGUUUCGUUUGUUCAGCUCAUUUUGUUUCACAAAUGAUCUGAACAGGAUCACAAAGAUCACAGCUAUCAUCAAAGAGGAGCUGGAAGCGUUCAAAGCCCUAUUCAGCGGGGAGAGUUCUGGCCUGUGCCAGGUCUCGUUCAUCCAUGCCGGAGGUCAGACGACCAAGAGAGAGAGGUCCGCAUCAGCCUUUCGCUGGCGUGAAACCAUUUAUCACGCCUACAUAAUGCUCCAGUGGAAGGACAAGUGGCUGGAAAGAGACAUGAGAGGAUUUGCCAAAAAGUUCAAGAACAGGCUGAAACAGUACUCCAUCGCAGGCAAGGCCGCAUUCGUCAACUUCCCGGACGCGAGUCUACCACAAACCGAUUUUAUGAAGUCGUACUACGGCAACAACCGAGACAAGCUGCAGCAAGUCAAGCAUAUCUGGGACGAGGACAAUUUCUUCAGGUGGGAUCAAAGCAUUAUGCCUGCUCGGAAUGUUGAUGCAACGGAUAUCCAGGCCGCAGACAACGCUGUUAACGAGCAAGAGGAAAACCUGUCCGAUGGAGAAUCAGAGGAUGAGCAGGCUGAGACGGACUUGCUGGCAACAGAGCGCUGGGAGUCACGGCAGUCGGCGCCGGCGAUACCCAUGUUGACAUCAGGGAUCGAUAAUUUCGGCGGCUGGGCGGUCGACCCGGAUGAUAUGAUAUCUUACUAUUAG